Messenger RNA from Hippocampus zosterae (dwarf seahorse), 1815 nucleotides. RefSeq names its product zinc finger protein 160-like. NCBI's taxonomy places the organism in Eukaryota, Metazoa, Chordata, Actinopteri, Syngnathiformes, Syngnathidae. The transcript is spliced from 3 exons. Gene Ontology annotation, biological process: regulation of transcription by RNA polymerase II. Gene Ontology annotation, molecular function: RNA polymerase II cis-regulatory region sequence-specific DNA binding; DNA-binding transcription factor activity, RNA polymerase II-specific. The coding region runs from base 543 to 1721 and encodes 392 amino acids. The record is from RefSeq and is a predicted model, not a curated record.
UGCGGCGGUAAAUACACGCUGUUUUAAUUUUCAUACCUGUUGAUUCAGUUCAGCUCUGACAUGAAUGAGACAGUUAUGCAGUGUUCUUGGGCGGCGUGUGUGUGUGUGUGUGUGUGUGUGUGUGUGUGCGCGUGGUUGUAACAUAUUUAUUGACGAUCGAUCCUUUUCAGGGUCAUCGGAAAGCUGGAAGGCAUUUCAGCUGACUAUUGUAUGUAAAGGCGUUGAAGACAUGUUUGUCCAAGUGCUUUGCCGUAAAACGUAUGCUUCCGCUUCCGUGUAUGUUUUAUGUAACCACACGUGCUUCAUUAAAUAAUAUAAUAAUUUUCCUAAAUUUGCAUUGAACGAACACAAGCGUCGACACAGUAGUAGUACUACGAAAUAAAGUAACAAGUCUGUGAGCCUAUAUAAUCUUGUUUUGGCGCACGUUGAAGCGUCUUGGGACGCUUAGCUUGCUGUGUGCUAACACAGAAUCGCGUUUGAUAGCAACGUUAUACUGUACUCAGCGGAGAUCAAGCGAGAGCGAAGUGUUUUGACCUGGUGAAAUGUGCGCAAAAAGCGUGAAAGCAGAGCACGAUGGGGAACUGAACGCAUUUUUCAAGAAGCCCCAAAACGUGACACGCAAUCCAGACUUCAGUAAAAAAUAUCUUCGUCCUGAGCAGCAGGAGUGGAGCUUAAGGGUGGAGCAGCAGAAGGCACAGCCACCUCAUUUGAAAGUAGAAAAGGUGCCAAAGACCAUGGCCAUUAAAAUGGAGGAGGAUGAGGAGGAGACUGAUAUCACCAAGCAUCCCUUGACUGUUGUCAUUGGAAAGAGUGAAGAUAAAGACGAAACAGAUCUUCAUCUUGAGCAGCAGGACUGGACUUUCAGGGUGGAGCGACAGCAGCCGGAGCCCCAACAAAUGAAAGAUGAAGAGGAACCUGAGCUUCACCUCAUUAAAGAAGAACAGGAAGAAGAUAUCGGCAAGUUGUCAUUGACUGUUGUACCUGUGGAGAUUAAAGAUGAUGAAGAUGAAGGUCAGAGUGAGGAGAACAAAGGGACGGAGCUGCCAAGCAGCAGUUCAAGUCAACCAAUGACAACAGAAGGUGACGGAAUCCACUGUUCAGCAUCAAAAGCAGGUGUUUUCUUAGUGCCACUAUCAGAUUGUGACGACAUGAUGUCACACUCUUCUGAUACUGAUGAUGAACACUCCAAAGUUGAUAUGACAUGUCACACUGACAACAAACGCGUGAAAUGUUCUCAGUGUGACAAAACCUUUUUCAACAAGUCAUCAUUGAAAAGACACACAAGAACACACACCGGAGAGAAACCUUACAGGUGCUCAGACUGUGGUAAAAGAUUCAGUCAGAAGGCAGAUUUAAAUAUACACACUGGGGGGAAACGCUUUGCCUGUUCAUUCUGCCCCUUAAGUUUCAGUAAGCGUUGCAAUUUAAUAACACACACAAGAACACACACCGGAGAGAAACCUUUUGCCUGUUCAGACUGCAACUUAAGUUUCAGUGUACGUUCAGCAUUGGCUCAACACAUGAAAACACACACUGGGGAGAAACCCUUUUCUUGUUCACUUUGUGGCAAAAAAUUCACUCAAAGUAGCAAUUUGACAACACACAUUAGAAGUCACACUGGUGAGAAACCAUUUCAUUGUAACGUGUGUGAUAAACAAUUCACUUACAAAUAUCAAAUGAACAAACACACGUGUGCUGAUGAGAAGAGCGGCAUUGAUUGAAACAUUGAUUGCCAAACUCGGGUCACCCACAUUUGAGUGGUUCUGGUAAGAUGGAAGAAUUUAUUUGUGCUCAAAUAAAAUACAAGUAAAUUGA